Messenger RNA from Lacerta agilis (Sand lizard), 2599 nucleotides. It is a transcript of the gene PLEK2, whose product is annotated as pleckstrin 2. Gene Ontology annotation, cellular component: plasma membrane. Gene Ontology annotation, biological process: actin cytoskeleton organization; intracellular signal transduction. Bases 345 to 1409 code for a protein of 354 amino acids. Lineage: Eukaryota; Metazoa; Chordata; Lepidosauria; Squamata; Lacertidae. The transcript is spliced from 9 exons. The record is from RefSeq and is a predicted model, not a curated record.
GAAGGUCUGUCUCCUUCCUGUGUUGUAUAAUCCGGAUGGCUGACUAAUAUCUUCUGAGUCAUUCAGUGAGCUUGAUCCAUUCACAGUUCUAGGGGAAGUACUGCUAUGGUACAAUUACCUUGUUAAACUUUCCCUGUUUUGUAUUCCCUUAAGGACAGGUGAUCUCCCAGUGCCAGCUCACUAUUUGCCUAUUGUCUCCUGGGUAGGGAGGGGAGUAGACGUCACAGCAGAGGAGGAGGUGGUUAAGAAAACAGUCACUGUUUUAAAACUCCUCAUGCAGAGGGAUCGGCUUGCAGUGGCUCGGAGACGUCUUGGAAGGCACAUUCACCUCCUACUGGAUCAGCAUGGAGGAAGGGAGUGGAAUUCUGAAGGAAGGCUUUCUUGUUAAAAAGGGACAUGUUGUCCACAACUGGAAAGCAAGAUGGUUUGUUCUUCUCCAGGACAGACUGCUCUAUUAUAAAGUUGUGGGAGGGAAGAAAGAGUCUUCUCCAAAGGGCAGGAUUAUUUUGGAUGGCUGCACAAUGACUUGUCCAUGUUUGGAGUAUAACAGGCCGUUGGUCAUUAAACUGAAGACAAAAACAAACACAGAGUAUUUCCUCGAUUUCUGCUCUCGAGAAGAGCGUGAUGCCUGGGCGUUGGAUAUAACUGGUGCUAUUCAUGCUGGCAACCCAGUGCAAGUCCAGCAACUUCACCGCAUGAAAAAUUCCUUCAAACUGCCUUCAAAUAUCAGCUUGAAUCACGUUGUGGACAAAAUGCAUGACAACAGCAGUGGAAUUAAGCUCACACCCAACACAGAACAAGGCAGCACAUAUAAAGAAAGUUUUACAGGCUCUAUGCUGGUUGACUGGCUGAUUUCCAAUAGUUUUGCAGCCUCCCGUCUAGAGGCUGUCACCCUGGCCUCUGUGCUGGUGGAUGAAAAUUUCAUUAAACCUGUGGGAGCCCGCAGUGUUGAAGCCAUGAGGAAUGGUGAUUUAACUGAGCAGGUUUUGGAUGACUCUACAGCUGUGUACACAUUUGCGGAAAACUAUAAGAAGAGAACCACCUCCAAAGAAAAUAUUCAUCUUAACAUUAUUGAACUGAGUGGCACCAUUUUAAAACAAGGAUUUUUAAUAAAACAGGGACACAAGAGGAAAAACUGGAAGGUGAGGCGCUUUGUCCUGAGGGCUGACCCUGCUUUCCUACACUAUUAUGACCCCACAAAGGAAGAUAACCGGCCAGUUGGGGGAUUCUCUCUCCGUGGUUGCCUUGUCUCAGCAUUGGAAGAUAAUGGAGUCCCAACAGGAGUGAAAGGGAAUGUGCAGGGCAACCUCUUCAAAAUCAUAACAAAGAAUGACAUUCACUACUUUAUACAGGCCAGUUCCAAGGCAGAGAGGGCAAGCUGGAUUGAAGCCAUCAAACAGCUAACAUAGACUUUUGCAAAUUUCGUAUGUGGACAAAACCAUUGACUUGAAUCAUUGCUUUGGCGGUAAUAUAAUGUUUGGUUUUUGAGGUGCAUGAGUGAGUUGUUUCAGCCAAACAUAAAGCCUGCAUCCAACAAAUCUACUUGGGCCUUUACCACACUUUCCUUAUCUGAAGACUUGUACAUUCAGAUUUUUUAAAAAGUCAGUUCCUGUAUGUGGUCCACAAUACUUAUGCAUCAUUUUCCUAGAACCAUUCUGGGAAUUCUGAAUAUUUAACCAGGUACAUUCACCUGAGUAAAGCUAAAUCACAUGACACAGAGUUGGACAAACCUAGAAUGGAGACAUCAAGCUUGGAAAUUGAAUUGUACCUCUGCCAUCUGUUUCCAUUCACCUUUGCAGCCCAGAAGGAUGUAGGGUGGGAUUCGCCUAACAAGCCCCAUCAGAAGAAGCCCUGCAUAAGGAUUCCCGCUUGUGCAAUGGGUCUUUCUCCCCUUUCCUCCUCCCAUUCCCCCUGAAGUUGCCUAGGGUGUGUGUGUCAAGAGAUCACCCAGAACAGCAUACAGGGGGAGAAGAGGAGGGGAAACUGUUCUUCCUGUCAAGAUGAAAUACUUGUACAAACGGAAGGUUCAUCAUUGCGCAACAUUGAAUUCCUCCCAUAGUGUUACUGAUUUACAUCAAUAUAAUUUCAUUGCCAGCUUUUAGAUGGUUUUAAGCUUCAGUUCUGUUUUUUUUUUUUUAAUAGCGUAUUGUACAUUUUUAAGCCGGCCUAUUUGUGUGUGACCAUAUGAAAGUUCAUGUAUAGCGCCCACUGGCCAGUUGAGUUCCUGAGAACAGUUCACUGGGUGCCUUGUGCCAGAAGCGACAGGAAAGGGGGAAAUGGAAGAUCCAAUAUUUUUAAUGUUGUUUUACAUGUGGGAAAUUAAUUUCUGUAGAGGAUAAUGAGGCUAGAUGUCUCAAGAUGGGUAAUUGCUGCAGUUUGAACUGCAUGCCAAAUAUAGUAUUUUCUUUUCUUUUUUUAAAUAAAAAUGUCCUGUGAAACGCUUAAGAAGCUCUGACACUGAUGUUUCACAGAAGGCAAUAAUUUAAAAGUUAUAUUUGGGGUAUGUUUUAAUGAUCUUCCAUAUUUUAUUUUUGUAUGAUCUUUUCUAUGAUUUGUUUGGAUUUCCGAUUUGUUUAUUUAUUCUGUAGCUGUAAAAUUG